This is a messenger RNA of Rotaria sp. Silwood1, 672 nucleotides long. NCBI's taxonomy places the organism in Eukaryota, Metazoa, Rotifera, Eurotatoria, Philodinida, Philodinidae. The record is from the annotation of a GenBank genome assembly.
AUGUUCAACAACUAUCUUCUUCUUCUUCUACUCAUCAGUCUAGUAGUCACCAUAUGUGUACCAACAAUAAAUGCUUAUGGUUUUUGUACAUGUUCCUGUUGUGAUGGUUCAGGUUGUGAUCCAUUAUUCGAAGGUAGCAUCGAAAUUUCAUCUUGUGAUGGUACUUCUUGUCUGGAAGCUUGCAAGAAAAGUUUUCCAUUAUCCUGUGAUAGUCCAACUACAGGUAAACUCAAAUAUGAUUGCAAGGAUAUAAGAGUUAUUAAUGAAACAACAACACCAACAACUCUUCCUUCAACACCAUGGCCGGUUCCUACAACUACAACUAUUACGACUCCAUCAAUAUUGACAACAACUACAUCUUCUACAACUGCAACUACUGGAAAUAUAACCGUUACAAUUACUACAACUUCAACAGAAACUACAUCAAUUGGAAACAUAACUGUCACAAUUAGUACUACAACAACUCCAGGAAGUACUAAUAGUACCCGUCAAACGUCACCACAAACAACACUUACAACUACAAUAACACCACUUCCAACAACAAUAUCUACAACAGCAGAACCUCCAAAAACGACUACUAAAAGUCAUAGUGGUGCUUCUAUUCUGUGUGAAAGUUCAUCAUUUAUUGUUUUAAUUGUUACAUCCAUUUUUAUUGUUAAAUUUAUGCAUUAA